Elaeis guineensis (African oil palm) is the source of this 2627-nucleotide messenger RNA. RefSeq lists its product as uncharacterized. Gene Ontology annotation, biological process: nuclear membrane organization. Lineage: Eukaryota; Viridiplantae; Streptophyta; Magnoliopsida; Arecales; Arecaceae. The record is from RefSeq and is a predicted model, not a curated record. Gene Ontology annotation, cellular component: nuclear envelope.
GGUGUUCCGUGGGUCCCACUUCCUAAUGAGGGGGCUCAUGAGCUUCUGAUUUUCUUUCCAUCGCGUGGAACUCACGUGCCGGCGAACGGUGCUGAUAAACCGCAUCUCCUUGUGAGCAAAGCCCCCGGUGCAUUGUGAAACUCUGCCAUGGCCUCCAUCUUUAGGGCCCGCUGCCAGAGAGAGGGCGGAGCGGGAGGGAAGAUACUUCGCGGGCGGCCGGCAGCGCCGCCCGCCUCCCCUUAUGCUCGCCCGAAGAAGCAACUGCCGUCUCCCGCUUCUGCUUCCCUUGCCUCAUCCCAAAGCCCUAGGUGGAUCCAGGGUCUCAUCUCGGGCGCCGGGAAGCUAAUCUCUACUGUGUUUCGCUCUGAAGAUAGCUCGUGUUCUUCGUCUUCUGGUUAUUCUUCUGAUGGAGAGAUUAGUUUGAGCUCUGAUGACAAGGAAGAUGUUGAUGCCUCUUCCAAACAUCUUCAUCGAUUAAAUCAGGGAGGAAAUAGACCAAAUUCAGCCAGGGAUUGCAUGGAGGGGUCACAAGCAGUUGUCUCAAGAAGUGAAUCUAAACUUGUUAUCGAGCAGUUGCUUAUGCAGGAAACCUUCACAAGGGAUGAAUGCAAUAGACUGACCAAAAUAAUACAAUCACGAGUUAUAGAGGCUCCAUUUACAGGAGUUGUUGAGGGUGGAACACAUAAGGGAACUUCAGACAGGGCUACUAGCAGUGCUACUGCAUUUUUGGGAGCUUGGCAAUCCUUGAAUCAGAAUCUACUGGAAUCAAUACAAUAUUCUGCUAGUAAGCUGAAUGCGUUUUCUCCUGGGUAUUCUGCCAUCCAAGCAUGUACACCUGAUCUUCGUGACACAGCUGUUAUGGAGGCCAAGAAAUGGUUAGAAGAGAAAAGGCUGGCAUCAAGCUCAAAACAUACUUUUGAUUGUGGACCUUGCACUUUAAAUACCGAUAGGCUUCAAUAUGGGAUUGAAAAUGAAUCAGGUUCACCUCUAGAUUUAGCUAAAACAUACAUGCGCUCCUUGCCUCCAUGGAAAUCACCAUCCUUAAGCAGUAUUGGAUUUAAGACCCCACCACCCAGUUGGAUGCAUCUUUACAAGGAUGAAAGCACAGAUGCGACUUUAAAUCAUUUCUUGUCCUCAUCCAAGGUUUUGAAAAGGAACUCUCUUUCUAUUGGAUUGUGGGACACCCUUGAGGAAACUCGCAGAGUUCGUCUGAAGUCAAGAGAUGAAACAUUGGAGAUUCCUAAGUUUAAACAAAUAGAUUCAUCUGCAAGAUUGUUUGAAAAUGACACCUCUAAGAUCUCAUUAGGUGCUGAUAUGAGAGAUCAAAAAGUUUUGGGAGUUGAUCAUCAUUCAAAUUCUUUAGGACCUACAGAUGUUCCCAGUGCAUCACCAAAACUGCCCGAAGAGUUGAAUACUGAAAAUCUUUGUUCAAAUGGAGCCCUUGGAUUCUCUGAUCAAAAGGAUGGUGAAGAAAAUACUCUGACAGAAACAGGCAAUGUGACUUCGAUCGACAUAGUUUCAGAGCCUGAAGAAGCUCUUAAUGCCGUGCAACCAACCAAUAAAAGUUCAUUGCCACAUACUAAUUCAUCACAUCCUGUUCGUUCUAUAAUAGAGAGUGAGCUUAAGUCUUCCAGUCAUAAUGUCCUGGUAUUAGAAAAUAAUAAGGAGGAUGGGACAGAGCGUUUGCAACUUCAAGAUGGCAGCAUUGAUGUUCCCCAUGAGUCUCUUAUUUUAGCUUCCAAGUCAGUGGAGCUUGGUGGUAAUCUCUUAUCUGAAGCAAAUGACUUGACAUCACAAUGCAUCAAGAUUGCAGUGCCAAGUGGUGCUGAUGGUGCCAUCAAUGGUGAAAAUAAUCACACUAGCAGCAUACAGACAGUUCCUGAGGUUUUAGGGAUAUUAGAAGCCAAUGAUUCCUCACAAUUGAAUCUGGAUCCAGGUCUCAAAAAAACACAUUCUAUUGCUGCAGAUUCAAGGCUGCCAGAUGGGAAUCCUCGUAUGCAGAAGGAAGCAAAUGGAUCGGCACAAAAAAUUACUGCCACUGGUUCAGCUGCAGAAUCAAAUGCCAAUUCAGAUCUUGAAUCCUCCAGCAAGGGAGACCCCUGUGGUACCAACUCCAAUGGUGAGCCAGCUACUGCAAGCAUCUCUGAGGGAAUUCAUGAGCCACAAAAUGAAUGUGCCAUCAACAUUCCUUCUGGUCAUGAUACCAACAGUACUGCAGGCAAAUCACGAAAUGGUACAAGGAUGAAGUCAAUUGAACGGAUGUUGACCAAACCUCAGCCAAGCAUGAGACUCCGUAGGCGGAAAGCAGUGGCCAAAACAAAAAGAGGAAGAGGGGCAAAGUGACAACUGGCUGCUUGAAGCCACAUUGUACGCUAGUUUGCUUCAACGUAAAAGCAUCCACUGUUUAGGCUGGGUGAAACACCACAAGUGUAUAUCCAUGUGGGAUGCACAUGUUGUAUCAUCUCUAAUUUCCAUUAAUUAACAGAACAAGAUGGAGGUUUAUCACCUUAUUUCUUUGAUUAUUGCCAUUGAUUUUGUAUUUUCUGAAUGCAAUUAAUCUGUGUACUGCAACAGUUGUGUUGGGGUUUCUUCAAGACUCAAUUUUUAUUGACUUUUGACGGCAUAAA